Molecule: messenger RNA, 656 nt
Organism: Vigna angularis (adzuki bean)
Lineage: Eukaryota; Viridiplantae; Streptophyta; Magnoliopsida; Fabales; Fabaceae
Product: pheromone-processing carboxypeptidase KEX1-like
Exons: 3
Coding region: 1-624 (207 amino acids)
Source: RefSeq, a predicted model, not a curated record
AUGCAUGAAAUCACUGUGACAGUUGCUCAAAAUGCAGAAAAUGCAUUAAUCAUUGAUGCAGAAUUAGAAAAACAGCAGAUCCAAUGCACUACUUCUCCAAACAGAGUGGUACUUCUUUAUUGUGAAUGGUUUGAUCCUUCUAGAGCUGGUACUAGAGUCGAUCCACGCUUUAAUAUUGUCGAACUGAACCAGAGAUUAAGAUAUGGGCCUUUUGAUCCUUUCAUUCUACCAUGUAAUGUCAGACAGGUUUAUUAUGUGCCAUAUCCACCAUUUCGCAAUAUUGACAAGCGUGGUUGGGCCGUAGCAAUACAAACGAAGCCUAGAGGUCGCAUAGACUCAAAUGAAGUUGAGGAAGAUGUAGCCUACCAACUUGACCAAAUGUCACAAUCACAAGAAAUUAUCGAAGUUGAACGUAUAACCGCAUUGGUCGACCCUGAUGGUGAUGGAGAUGAAUUAGAAGCAACAAUACAAGGUGAUGAAGAACAAGAGGAAGAAGAAGAAGAAGAAGAAGAAGAACAAGAAGAAGAAGAUGAUGAUGAUGAUGACGAUGAAGAAGAAGAACAAGAAGAAGAAGACGAUGCUGAAGAUGAAGAUGAAGAUGAUGAUGAUGAUGACGAUGAUUGAAUGUUGAACAUCUAUUGUAGCAAAUUGGACUA